UCAGGGGGCGGGGCGGGCCGGUCAUCACUCGUCGUCAUCACUCGAUGCAUUCAGAUUUUGAGAACAUUUUUGGUAGCUCACUUUGUGGAUAUCUGGAGGCACUUACUGCCUGACAUCUGCACGAUAUAGAAGCAUGGAUGUAGUGGAAGACCUGAAGGAGAUAAGUAAGCUGUAUUUGAAUGAUGUGUACGUGCUCAUCAACCAGCAAUGCAGUGGCCACAAGGCCUGGGAGCUCAUCCUGGGUACCUUCUUAGCCACGCUGGCCUUGGGAUGGCUGUGGCAGGAACUCUUCCUUCAUGAAUUGAGUUUGUUUCAGAGAUCCAAACUGUUCUUCUUUCGAGUGGUUCGUAGCCUUCCUGUUAUUGGUCGAAAGAUACAGGAAGAAUUAGAUAAGACGAAAGCCAGCAUAGCUAAGGACUUGUUCCCCCUACCACCAGGGUAUGUCUACAAUACACAUUUACCAGACAAGGGAAUGACCUAUGAGGCAGUGUUCGACCUUGCACAAAGCAAAUAUAAAAGCAUGGAGAAAAUUGACUGGCAAGGGGGCCGACUAUCUGGAGGUGUAUACAAUUGCGGAGAGGGACAUGACAAGCUAAUGGCAAAGAUAUAUGGUUUGUUUGUUGGUGAUAACCUCCUCUACCCAGAUGUGUUUCCAGGGACACGUAAGAUGGAGGCUGAGGUAGUGGCUAUGUGCUGUGAUUUCUUUCAUGGUGGGCCUGACACCUGUGGGACAAUGACAUCAGGCGGGACGGAGAGUAUCCUAAUGGCUUGCAAAGCAUACCGAGAACGAGCUUAUAAACAGGGGAUCAAGACACCAGAAAUCCUAGUCGCCUGCAGUGCCCAUGCUGCUUUUGCAAAGGCAGCCAAGUACUUCAAAAUGCGCUACACUGAAGUCCCUGUGGAUCCCCAGACCAAGCUGGUGAAUCUCAGGGCAUUGAGGAAAAAAAUCAACAAGAACACCUGUAUGCUUGUUGCCUCAGCCCCAUCCUUCCCCUAUGGAGUCAUCGAACAAGUGGAAGACAUUGGGCAGCUUGGGAAGAGGUUUAACAUCCCAGUUCACGUGGAUGCCUGCAUGGGUGGGUUCAUCAUCCCCUUUGCCAAGCGGGCGGGGUUGGAUCUGCCCUCAAUUGACUUUGCUGUGGAAGGAGUUACAAGCAUCUCAGCUGAUGCACACAAGUACGGUCUGGCACCCAAGGGCUCUUCCCUCAUUCUGUACAAGAACUCCAAAUACCGCAUGGGACAGUUUUAUGUCAACACGGACUGGUGUGGGGGAAUUUAUGCCUCACCAGCAGUUGGUGGCUCAAGGUCGGGUGCCAUCAUUGCAACGUGCUGGGCCACCAUGAUGGCUGUUGGUACAGAUGGUUACAUGGAUAAUGCUGUCAAAGUCAUCCAAACCAGAGAGUACAUUGAGAAACAUGUCCGUGACAUCCCAGGCUUGUGUGUCUACGGCAAACCUGAUGUCAACAUCCUGUCCAUCGGAUCACAGUGUUUUGACAUCUAUCGCUUAGGAUCAGCCCUCACGGCGCAGGGAUGGCACAUGUUUACCGUUCAGUACCCUUCAGGGGUGAACUUUGCGGUGACCAAGAUGCACACUGCUCCGGGCGUGGCAGACAUCUUCUUGAAAGACCUGAGGGACUGUACCGCAGAGAUCAUGAAGGACCCCAAGGCCAAGGCAGAAGGCAUAGCUGCUGUGUAUGGGAUGGCAGAGGGCUUACCAGACCGCUCCAUGGUGGAAGAGUUUGUGCAUGGCUACCUGGAAGCUUACUACAACACAACAAACUAACAAGGAGUCGUUUCCCUUAGGAGUUUUCCAAAUCUGGGCUUUAGUUUUCAUUAAAUCAACAAACAUGCAGUUGUUUUUCUGCCUCAGAAACAUAAAAUCUUCCAAUAUGGAGCCAAAGCCUUUCCAUUUGGUUUGGACUGUAAGUGACUACCAAGAAAACAAAAAAGUCCAAUUGUUGUUGUCCAAUUGUUGGUUAGAAUUACACAAUGUAGGUUUAGAUCACUUAAAAAAUACAGAUUUAUUCUAUCCAUUAUCGGGGACGGAUCCAGCUUUCAGGAAAUGGGAGGGGGUGUUGUGUUGUGCUAGGGUGUUGUCAACAUUCCGAGUUUCCAUUCUCAAUUUGAGGGGGAUGUCAUCUUGCAAUGAUGUUUUGUAUUGUAUUGUAAAUGUCUGUUUAUCAUCUGUGUAAUUCCUAUUUUGAUCAUUGAGUUUUUCUCACUGAAUGGAUCACCCAGGAUAAAUAAGAAAUCAAUCAAUCAAUCAAUCAAUAAAUUUACUUUUUCCAUGAUUUUUAGAUUUGGUAAUGAAGUUUGAUGUUGAUUUGCUAAAAAUGUCUUUACUUGUGUGCAAAGAGUGCCAUUUAGAACAAAACAGUGAAUGAGUGGGAGCCAAGAGUGAUAAAACUUCGUUAUAAAAAAAAACAACUUGAAGGCCAUGAAAAUGAUUUUUUCCCUACUUGUUUUCUAAAUUAAAUUUAAAUUUUGUUAAAGUAACUUAUGUCAAAGAAUUUUACACCAGUAAUAUGCAUUGGUUUUAAAACACUUUUUAAUUUGAAAAUUAUAUGAAAUGUAUAUGAAAUAUGAAGCGUAUAUUUUAUAAAUCAGAGAGUGAAAAAUAUUGUUUUAAAUGUAUAUUUCCUGAUGACUUUUUUCAGUAAUAUAUAGUUUUUUUUGCACUUCAACGGAAGGCAAAGUGAUAUAUUCUCGUAAUUUUUCUGAGAAUAUUAUGCAGAAACUAUUGUCUCAGUACUAAUGUUAGUAAAAAAAAAAUGCAAUAAAAAUCUGUCUUCGAAACCUUUGUCUA
Molecule: messenger RNA, 2806 nt
Organism: Patiria miniata (bat star)
Lineage: Eukaryota; Metazoa; Echinodermata; Asteroidea; Valvatida; Asterinidae
Product: sphingosine-1-phosphate lyase 1-like
Exons: 15
Coding region: 134-1783 (549 amino acids)
Biological process (GO): sphingolipid catabolic process; carboxylic acid metabolic process
Cellular component (GO): endoplasmic reticulum
Molecular function (GO): sphinganine-1-phosphate aldolase activity; pyridoxal phosphate binding
Source: RefSeq, a predicted model, not a curated record